AAGUAGUACAAAUAUCAAUACUAAACUAUCUCAUAUAGAAGGUGUAAUUAGGCAACUGACCACUACACCCAAAUCAACCAAAAUAGAAAUUGAAACAGAUGUAAAGGACUUUUUAACAUCUAACAAAAAUAGAAUUAAUUUGACUCCCAUAAAAAUUACACAGGCAGCUCUAACUGCAGAAAUUAUCAACACUAUUAGCAAUAUCAAAUUAGAACCUUAA
Dentiscutata erythropus is the source of this 220-nucleotide messenger RNA. NCBI's taxonomy places the organism in Eukaryota, Fungi, Glomeromycota, Glomeromycetes, Diversisporales, Gigasporaceae. The record is from the annotation of a GenBank genome assembly.